UAAAAUAAGAAACAAAUAUCACAUGAAGUUGUAAAAAUAAUACCUGUUCAAAAUUACCAACAAUGCGCUUGUAAUUUUUGGACAUGCAACUUGCCAACAAGCAUUCAAAGUACCCGACCACCAAUCUGGGUUUGCAAAUGACCCGAGGAAAUCCAGUGCACACAUGUACGUAUUCCCGAUCCGAGUCCGUAUAUUGAUUUGUAUCUUUUUAGGAUAGUGGGUUGUGUAAUGGGUUACAUACGUAUGCGAAGACAAUUUUCUAGAAAACGUAACCAGCGCUGACCCUGUAUCCUUUUUUAUACCAGUUCAACUGGUGCUUUCAUUAACGGUUCUGAGGAAUACUUCCGCAAACUAAUAUAUAGCUGCAGAGUGCGUUUUCAUAUACCGUUUAGCAAAUUAGAAGCAGCAACCACACUAGGCAACCAGAAGAAUGUUAUGCACAGCAGUUGUGUUCUUCGCCUGCAUCAUUAUUGUCUCCUCCGAAAUUACAGGUUUGCACAAUGGAGGGUUUGAAGGAAUGGUUGCAUCAACAACAAACAAAGCAAGAGUUGAAGUUGGCUACAAUUUGUGUUUAAAUUCGAUACCGUAUCAUGCGAUUGCAACGGCUACAAACAAAUGGGACAGCCAGCAGUACCUCGAAUUCAACACUACGAUACUAGAAAUAAAACAGGAUCGUCUUGUGGUCGAAGUGACAAGACUUGACCAAAAUUCGGGGUGGGAUGGAACAUUAAUUCGCUUCGAAUGGACAAUUUACAUGAAUCAUCCGGGCAGUUGCAAUGACCUUCGCGGGAUCGAGCACAAGGAUAAAGUUUACAUGAUCACUGAUUCUGACGGACUGGGGUAUCCUGUAUACUGUGACAUGACAACAAAUGGCGGCGGUUGGACAUUGGUUGCAAGUAUCCACGAAAACGACAUCAAUGGCAAAUGUACAACAGGCGAUAGAUGGUCAAGCGAACACGGAAAUUCUGCCGAGCACCCGCAUGGGGAUGGUAACUGGGAAAACAACAACACAUUUGGUGACGUAACACAUGCAGCUAGUGACGACUACAAGAACGCCGCUUACUUUCAGCUUAAUGGCAGUGAUGUAAUGAUAUGGCAUGUACCGAACAACACAUUGUUACAACGCUACAAAUCAUCGUCCUAUUUUCGCUAUCGUACAAACAACGGUUUCCUUUCUAAACAAGGCGGGAACUUGCAAACUUUAUUUCAAAAGUUUCCUUUAAAAGAUAACAAAUACCCAAAAGGUGACAACGGACCAUCCUCGAGCGUUGUCUUCGAUAAAGGAAGCAAAAAAAACACUGUAACGGAAUUUGGCACAUCAACACAAGGAGAAGUAGAACCAGGUUACAUUCAGUUUCGAACUAUCAAUUAUGAACAAAGCGCAUUUGCCUUAUGCCUUGGUGUUAAAUACCGGACGAAUAAUUACAAUACGGAACACGCCUGCGUUGGGGGGACAAGCUACCACGACGGGCCCUCUGAUACGAACUUGUACUGUGGCGAUUAUUCAGCACUGGAAUUUCCAAUCUCUGGGUGGAAUGCUACUCAACAACUAAAGACUUCUGUGUUCAUGGUAUUUUAUCGUUAACAGUAAACGAUGAAAGUAAAAGUAGUAAUUUAUAUCUAUCUGGAUAAAUAUCUUGUUUUCCAACCGUUUUCGGCAUAUAUUCUCCUAAAGAAGUUAUAUCCCGAUUUAAAAAUGCCACAAGCUUUAUUUUCAUUGUUUUACACGUUUUUUUAUUGUUGAGUCACAUUUGUCGAUGUAAAUAAUAAACGACUCAAAAAUAUAAACACACGUAUAUAUAUGUGUUCAUGAUAAUUAAUUUUACCCCCAUAUCAUUUAUGUCUUUUUUACGACAGGUCACAGUUGCAUGAAAUAAAACAACAAUAAUAUAUUGUGUUGUUCCCCCACCAAAGCAUAAAUAAUUUACAUUCGUUUCUUGAUACGGCGUUAUUGCCCAAAUAUAAGACGUUGUAAA
This is a messenger RNA of Ciona intestinalis (vase tunicate), 1976 nucleotides long. RefSeq names its product intelectin-1b. Gene Ontology annotation, molecular function: oligosaccharide binding. NCBI's taxonomy places the organism in Eukaryota, Metazoa, Chordata, Ascidiacea, Phlebobranchia, Cionidae. The record is from RefSeq and is a predicted model, not a curated record.